This is a messenger RNA of Rangifer tarandus platyrhynchus (Svalbard reindeer), 303 nucleotides long. NCBI's taxonomy places the organism in Eukaryota, Metazoa, Chordata, Mammalia, Artiodactyla, Cervidae. The record is from the annotation of a GenBank genome assembly.
AUGAAGAACUCACUGUAUUGUAGCAACGUAAAGACACUCAGACCUCUAGGUCAGGGGUUUCUGACUUUUUUGUGUGUCACAGACUCCUUUGGCCAUCUGGUGAAGCCUAGGGACGCCUUCUCGGAUUAUUUCCCAACCUUUUACUAUGAAAAAUUUUCUAAUGUACAGAAAAAAUUUUACACCAAACACCUGGCUUGUUCAUUAACAUCUUACUAUGCCUGCUUUAUCACAUAUUUUUCCAGCUAUCAAUCCACCAGCUUGUUUUUAUUUUUUAUUCUUUUUUUAAUUUUUCUUUCUUUUUAA